ACGUUACUACUCAAAGGACCUCCCUGUCGAGAAAGCAGAGAGUUGGCACGGACGGUCGAUGGACAAACGAAACGGAAGGAGCAGAGAGCGGCACGCGUGUACGCGUCAUCCCUGAAGAGAAAAACGCUCGACGUUUCGGUGGCAUUUCCGAACUUUAUCUGAUCCUUAACAAAGCAGUCCAACAAACCGGCGUGUAGCAUUUACGAGGGUUGGCAGGGUGACACCCACCCCUCGAGGAAAGCUCUUCGGGGGGGGUGAAUUUUCGUGACGUUUCGACAACGUACUGAGCAGCAGUGACAGUCGGCAACAGGAGCCUAAGGCGUUACGGUGCCUGCCGGAACCAAUCGGCACCUGACAAGUCCCACGAGAGAUCCACUCGGUCUGUAACAACAAGCAGAACGACAGACAGAUCAGUGCUUGCGAAGAGAUAGUACCUGUCCACAGGAUAACGCUGGUCAAAUCCGACACGGUCCGUCGAACGGUUUAAUGUUAAGGGUUGAUAUGCGGUGAUCAGUGUUCGUUAUCGAAAUACCCCGGAAGGAUCGUACUUUAAAAUUGCUUCAGGACGAUCUUAUCGGCGAUUAGCAUCGGGGUCAUGCGCACGACCCUGUGAGUGCGACUCGAAGAAUUUGCGAGGAGUUCGCGCAAGACUAAGAAUCGACGAGCUCGCGAGUAUAUCGCGCGAGAUGUUCAUUCAGUGAUAGUUCGUGUGCACGGUGCCUCGCGCUCUGCCUCUGAUCGAAGAUAAAGACGACGGUGAGAGGAUUUUACGCACGGGACACUACGGGAUUCGCGACACGCGAGACACACGCCGGAAGAUGAGGCUCUGCGUGUUGCUGACCGUGCUCUUGGUGACGGUGCACGUGUCUCUCGCUAUCAAGGUGAAUCGGUCGAGGAAUAAGAAUCACAGCAGGGGAGGAUCCACAUGGUGGGGUAUUGCAAAAGCGGGUGAACCUAAUAAUUUUCCACCUAAUCCUUCUUUGAACUUGGAACCCUCUUUUUAUGGAACAUUGAGGCGAAAACAGAGGAAACUUGUCAGGGAUAAUCCUGGAGUAUUAAUGGCUGUGGCAAGAGGUGCAAAUCAAGCCAUUGCCGAAUGUCAGUACCAGUUUCGCAAUCGACGAUGGAAUUGUUCAACAAAAAAUUUUCUUCGAGGAAGAAAUCUCUUUGGCAAGAUUGUCGAUAGAGGAUGCCGAGAGACUGCCUUCAUCUACGCCAUCAUGAGCGCAGCUGUAACUCACAGUAUUGCAAGAGCAUGUAGCGAGGGUAGCGUUCAGUCGUGUUCGUGCGACUAUUCUCACCAAUCACGCGCAUCAUCUGUUGUUAGAGACUGGGAAUGGGGCGGUUGCUCGGAUAACAUCGGAUACGGUUUCAUGUUCUCCCGCGAAUUUGUCGAUACCGGCGAACGCGGUCGAAAUCUACGUGAGAAGAUGAAUCUGCAUAAUAACGAAGCCGGCAGAGCACACGUGUCUUCGGAGAUGCGACAAGAAUGUAAGUGCCACGGUAUGUCGGGCUCGUGCGCGGUCAAGACGUGCUGGAUGCGGCUACCGAACUUUCGCGUGGUUGGAGACAAUCUCAAGGAUCGUUUCGACGGAGCGUCCCGGAUCGGAGUCAGCAAUUCGCCUCCUGAGCGCACCAGCAACGUUGUCAGCAACUCUCCGAGCAAUUCUGUGCACCAUAUUCGCGAGGGUCUUGGGCGCAAACAACGCUACAACUUUCAACUAAAGCCAUUCAAUUCGGACCACAAACCGCCCGGACCAAAGGACCUCGUUUAUAUGGAUCCGUCGCCAGCGUUUUGCGAAAAGGAUCCGCAUCUCGGUAUUCUGGGUACUUACGGGCGACAGUGUAACGACACCAGUAUCGGCGUUGACGGCUGCGACUUGAUGUGCUGCGGCAGGGGCUACAAGACACAAGAAGUGACGAUAAUUGAGAGAUGCGCUUGCAUCUUCCACUGGUGCUGCGAAGUCAAAUGCCAGGUGUGCAGGACGAAAAAGACAAUACAUACAUGCAUCUAAGAAGAUCGUGUUAGUGUAUUAUCGAAAACUCUCGGUAGUAGUUGAAACUAAUCGGACUGAAUUGAUAUUAAAUUAAACUCGGUUUGUUUGUUUGUUUUUUUAUUUUUUUGAGAAAUUUACAAGUGUAAAAUUAUCACAAUCGAUUUAGAAAUCGGACGGAUGCGACUUUUUUGUGGCUCAGACAACUCUACUUGUGAGUGAUUUUUUUAACUUGUGAGAGCUUUUGCCAUGAAACUAGCCGGAUGAAAGAAACCGGCGAAGUUGUCGCAUGGAGUCCCGCGUGAGUUCGCGAGGCCCUUUCGUCUUCAGUAUUACGCGAAACAAACGGUAUCAUAUGUAUUUAUUAUGUCGCGUUGCAUAUUCAAGACUGAAAUGAUGUGUGAAGCGUUAGCGCGAUUGUAGAUUUUCUAAGGUUUUAAGCAUCAGAAAAAAUUAUAGAAUAUACGAAAAAAUAGAUAAAAAGAUAUUGGUCUAUAAAUAUUAGUGUAAAUAUUGGUAUACUAAUGUUACAUCGGCUUGCUAUUUUGUGUUCAUCGAUGAAGAGAUAACUUGAUCACAACUUGUAAUAAAGAUAUCUAAAAUAUAACAUUACCAUGUAGUAGAGAAAAAUAAUUUAAGGCUAUAUUACUAUUUAUAUUUUUUAAUUACGAGUGUUUAAUAAAUGAGUAUUAAACACUCGUAUGCGCAUUUAAUAACAUUAUGAUAUAGUAUUAAAAAUCAAUUUAUUGGCUUUCUCUCUCUUUCUCUCUUUAUUUAUCUACCUUUCUUUAUCUAUUUUUCUAUUUAUUUAUCUCAGUAGAUUAAUCAAAUUAAAUUACUAGCUUUAUUAUGGAAGAUUACUUACUUAAUUUUUAUGAUAAAUAAAGACAGAAAAAGCCUUCAAUUAUUUUUUUCUACUGCAUAAGGUCUUUGUUUUAGGUGAAAAAAACAUAAUUUAUUUUAAAAUACUAUUCUUUAUGUGUGUGAUUUAGACACACUGUCUUCGAAUAAUUUGGAAUAUUUAAAAUCAUAUAUUUGUGUACAUAAAUAGAUUAUAUAUAAUGAUAUAUUUUGCUGCAUCGCAAGUCGAUCGAUGACUAAUAUAUUCUUUCGUAAAGUCUAUUGUAAAUAAAACUUGUGUGAUUUUUCACAAGACAACUAACAUCGGACAUAAUAAAUUAUAUUUUUAUACUUUUCUUGACGCUUCUCUAUUUUCUCUCUCUUCUUUUGCCAGAGUUUCGUAGAUUUCGCGCCCAGGGAAUCUUAAAACUAUUCAAUUAAUUUUUCAACCAACGCUGAGUAAGGAAAUUACUCUUUGGAAACUCUAAUAAUAACAGUUCGAACGUUGUGCAUAAUAUAUGUAUUAAUUAUUGCUCGUAUAAUUUAUGCAAUAAAUA
Pseudomyrmex gracilis is the source of this 3391-nucleotide messenger RNA. It is a transcript of the gene wg, whose product is annotated as protein wingless. Bases 819 to 2015 code for a protein of 398 amino acids. Gene Ontology annotation, biological process: multicellular organism development; cell fate commitment; canonical Wnt signaling pathway. Gene Ontology annotation, molecular function: cytokine activity; frizzled binding. NCBI's taxonomy places the organism in Eukaryota, Metazoa, Arthropoda, Insecta, Hymenoptera, Formicidae. The record is from RefSeq and is a predicted model, not a curated record. The transcript has 5 exons. Gene Ontology annotation, cellular component: extracellular region.